GCUCUCACACCAGCAAAUAUGGCACCAACGAUACCCGACUUCGAUGACCUACCCUCGGUAGAAGGCAUGCCGCAAGGCUGUGCGUGGGGCAUAUUUGACAAGAAUGGGAAAAAAGAUAUGAUAGGCACGCUAAAUUUGCUCACACCUGAGGUGGUAGCUGCGGCAUGUAAAGAAGCGAGAGAUGGUGUUUCGAUAUCGCUCGACUGGCCUCUUAACGCCAUCAAAUUCCCCAUGCCUGGCCGCAUCAACCCUGUCCACAAAAUCAUGACGCUCAGCGAAGCUGGUCUUGGCAGCGGUGAAGGAUGGGAUGACGAAAUCACAUUCAAUACUCAGAAAACUAGUCAAUGGGACAGUCUCGUGCACUGGCAAGACCCGAAGACUAAGCUCGCAUACAAUGGCAUCCAGGUCACCAAAGAAGCACUAUCCGUAUCUAGUACGGAGAAGAAUUUGAUGCCUACUUUGGACCACUGGCAUAGUGUAGGAGGUCUUGUAGCUCGUGGUGUUUUGAUUGACUACAAAGCCUGGUACGAAUCGAGAGCCACCACUGAAGGAAAGUCCGGCGACGACGCCAUGUGCCAGCCAUUCGAUGGCUAUCGCAUCACUGUUGGAGACAUUGAAGCUAUUGCGAAGCACCAAAAUGUCGAGUUCAAGCCCGGUGAUGUGCUCAUAAUUCGCACCGGAACGACGGAAACCCUGGAAGCACCAACGCCAGCUGAUUUUGCCAAGAUGGCACAAGUGCAGAUCAUAGGUGUGGACGGUACAAAAGAAACUGCGAGAUGGCUCUGGGAUCGACAUUUUGCAGCGGUAGCUGGUGAUUCGUGGGCUUUCGAGGCAUUGCCCCCAUUGAAUGACAAGCGAGAGGCGGUGGCGUUGGAGGAUCUCGUUCUACAUCCUUGGCUCCUCUCCAUGUUUGGCAUGUCCAUCGGCGAACUCUGGGAUCUGAAGGCCCUUUCUGCACAUUGUGAGAAGACGGGUCGAUACUCGUUUAUGCUUACUUCUACGCCGCUUAACAUUCCUGGGUUGGUGGGCUCACCCCCGAAUGCUCUCGCGAUUUUCUAAGCGCACAUUCUCGGAACACCCAUCCGGCAUGUACAUCGGCCGUGUUACGCUGCAAGUGAGGUGGAGAUACGGGGCAACAAAGGCUAUUUAACACGCCCCAGCAAGUGCUGACGUUGGUUGGUGGUUUUAAAUUGGAGUAAGACCUAAUGUUCAGUAGCUUAAAGCUCGUCCCCCAGAUCGUGACGUCUAUCCUAAUUGAACAAAACAAACU
This is a messenger RNA of Cucurbitaria berberidis CBS 394.84, 1270 nucleotides long. RefSeq lists its product as uncharacterized. Lineage: Eukaryota; Fungi; Ascomycota; Dothideomycetes; Pleosporales; Cucurbitariaceae. Gene Ontology annotation, molecular function: arylformamidase activity. The coding region runs from base 19 to 1059 and encodes 346 amino acids. The transcript has 4 exons. The record is from RefSeq and is a predicted model, not a curated record.